Morus notabilis is the source of this 982-nucleotide messenger RNA. RefSeq names its product dirigent protein 22. Bases 258 to 857 code for a protein of 199 amino acids. NCBI's taxonomy places the organism in Eukaryota, Viridiplantae, Streptophyta, Magnoliopsida, Rosales, Moraceae. The record is from RefSeq and is a predicted model, not a curated record. The transcript has a single exon.
UUUGCGCACGAAUUUCAAGGUAAUAUGUUAGUGUGAUAAUUCUGAUGGGAAACGUUAGGUGCACAAAAGAUGAUGACUUCCCACUAUAUACUCGGUUGGUGACAACAAUGAUGAUGAAUUGAUCUUUGGAACAUAAAAUAUCAAUUUCUGGUACUAAAUUACCAAACCAAUUUCUCUAUCUUUUCCAUACAUAAAAAACUAGAAUCCAUUUUUCCCUUUGCAUACAUCUCUAGUAAUUCAGCGCCCUAACUAAUUCCAUGGCUAAAAGAGGAGUUUUCCCAGCAAACUCUUCACACACAUUCUUCACUCUCUUAUCACUCCUCUCUUUUAUAUGUUUUGCAAGAACUACCGGAGAAAGCCGCGGCGCCGCCUUUGUGAGGCGACUUGACCCCAACAAAUUAGGCCUCGGCAAAGAAAAGCUCAGCCAUUUCCGCUUCUACUGGCACGACAUCGUCAGCGGCCCGAACCCUAGCGCGGUGGUAGUCGUCCAACCGCCGACGAAUGCUUCGACCGCCUUUGGCAUGGUGAGGAUGAUCGACAACCCGAUGACGGAACGGCCGGAGCUGAGCUCGAAGCUGAUAGGAAAAGCGCAGGGUUUUUACGCCUCCGCGGCGCAGCAAGAGGUCGGCCUUAUAAUGGCUAUGAAUUUUGCUUUCCUUCAAGGCAAAUACAAUGGAAGCACAAUCACUGUGUUGGGAAGGAACCCAGUUUUUUCAAAAGUCCGAGAAAUGCCUGUGAUUGGAGGGAGUGGAUUGUUUAGGUUCGCUAGAGGUUAUGUUCAAGUGAGGACUCACAACUUCGAUCUUAACACCGGCGAUGCCAUUGUUGAGUACACUGCUUAUGUAUUUCACUACUAAUAAUUAUUGUAAUUAUAUUUUGUGCUUUUUCUUUUCUUUUCUUUUCAGCUAGCCUUGAGGUGACAUGACACCACUCAAUACUAUGGCCACCUUAAAUUAUUAAUAAUGAUGAUACUUUCAUUGUA